AUGAAUCGCUUAACACGAAAAAUCUCCAGCAAGUCGCUGUCGGAGCGAGAAAGCAGAGGGAGGGGAGAAGGACAGCAUGCAAUCGCGGCGGACCGUGCUCAGAGCGAGAGUAAACCUUCGCUGCUGAAUAGACUAAGAAGGAGCAGUCGGUCCAGGGAGAGGCAGGAUCAGAAGGCCGUCGACGCUUCCGUGUCGCCCGAGGCAAGAAAACCACCCGCAGAAACCGUGGCGGAAAACGUCUCUUCGUCCAAGGCUGCUGAAGUACCGCCGACCAGCACACAUGAUGCACCCGAGCAGAAGCAUUCCACCGAGUUGGAGGCCAGCGAUCCGGCGACGCGAAAGCAGAUCUCGUCGACUCCCUCCGACCCUUGUGGUGCUGUGCAGGAGCGAAGCGAACCAGCUCAACAGCACAAGAGCCAUCACAAAAAGGACGGCCUCACGAAGGAAGACGUCGAACAGCUCUUCUCUGGAGCCCCGCAAUUCGUCCUUGAGAAAGGCCGAAGAGGCCGUUACUUCCCACAAGCCUUCUUCCCCUGGAACAAUGACCUCGAGACCUCCGACCUGCAAGAUCGAAGGUACAUCAAGCACGAAAGCUUCGCCCUCGCCACACUACACGCGCAUCUGCCUAUCCCCGACGAAGUCAACUGGAAACCUGGAUUGACAGCGCCGACAAAGCGGGAAGGCCUCGAUAUCGGUAAGCGGCCGAUGUUCGAGCUAGGCAUCUUCGAAAGGCCGAAUAUGCUCGGCCUGGAGGGUCGGGAACCGGGUACCGUUGGAAUGCGCUACUUCCUCGAACGCCCCGUUGCCGACGGCGUGGCGGACGAGAAUGCCAAAGAACACGGCAAGGACGUGGAGAUUGAGAUGGCCAUCGCCAAUGCCCCGGCAAUGGAAGCCUUCAAGAUGCUCGCGCUCAGCAAGGAGAAUGACGAGCUGAACGCGAAGAUUGGCAAGCAUGCUCCUGCCGUCGAGCGAGCAAGACUGAUUCGCGAGGGACCGCACUCGUGGAAAGCAGUGGGAGUCAGAGAGAUCAGCAUCGAAACAUUGGCGGACAGAAUGGACACGAUCAGCAUGCUUCGCGACCAGGUGCUGGUUGCAGGAUGGCGGGAAACCGUGCUGAACCACAUGGAUUCCGCUGAGCUAUACACCCAUCUAUUCACCCAACUACUCUACCCUCCGCGCAAAGUCCCGACGGGAGCAAAACACGAAAAGGCAUCCUUAAAGAUCCAGAUCGAGGCCUUGGUCAAGGUUCUCACCACCCCUGGAGCCUGGCUGGAUCUGAGCGCACCCGAGGCGAGGCUGCGAUUCGGGAAAAUCUUGCACAGCAGGUCGACACGCUACGACGGUGCGACCGGCUCCUUCAUCAUCGAUCCUGAGCGGAAAUGGCUGCUCAUUCAACUCCUCCUAUCUGUCGAACUGGUCAUCCGGCUGGAUGCGGCUCUGAGGUUGGGUGUGGCUCUUCAUGCUGAAAACUUCGAAGUCAGCAGCGAAGAGAUACACCAUUUCAACAAGCUUCGCAAUCUAAAGGUCGACUGGGAUUUGGUGGCAGCCAGACGCUACUUGUUCCUUUCCUACGUCAAGAGGACCGAGAAGAAGGGACCAGCCUCAGUCCCGCCGUCAGAGCAGCACGAACGACCUCCUACGUCGAGGCAACCGUCUUCGGCCGCACACGAGCAUCACCAUGGCGGUCUUUUUGGUGGCCUGAAACACGCCAUGGGGCUGGACACCGCAGCAGAGUCUGCCACACCACAUCAUGCGCUCGACACGUGCGACGUUGUCGUGAUGCCACGUCAAGCUGCCGUCAUGGUGGAUGGCCUAGUACGGUUUGCGAACAAUGUAGGCUGGCCACGGACCGAGGAGCUCCAUGAGUCGUUGCGCCAGAAGCUGUGCACGUCAAACGCCGAAGACAGGGAAAGGCUGCUCAUGGACGCCAUUAUGUGCUCGGACGACAGCGCCCUGGAGCCUAAGCCAGAUAACUUGACGGGUUCGCUAGCCUCGUUCACUGUCGACCUCCACCCUGCCACUCCCAGCACCGUUGGCGGCUGGCUCUCGCACAGCUGGCUAUCGGGCCUCAUCGUGCCAGGAACCUCGAUCUGCGAUAUCCUCAUAUCGACGUUGUUGGAGAACGACACUGAUCCACAAACACUUCGCGAUCUCGGCUCCACCAGCGUACCCUUACGCGGAUCAGGAUUCAUCCUCAACGGGUCCUCGUGGUGGACCAAAUCCAGCAUCGUGGGACGCGUGAUGGCUCCGAUGCGUGGCGCGAAAGAAUCAAUGGGCUGGGUUUCCACGCCCAAUUUCGUGCCCCUGGAUGAGCACACCUCGCAGCCGGUAUCGAAUCGGUGGGUGAAGAUUAAAUCAUUCCCGGUUCCGACAGAUAGGGCGAAGCCCAGGAUCUUCGACGGCGACAAACUCGCCGAGGACUCCACACCACUGGGCAAAGGCAAGGGGGCAAUCAUGGCCAGCGAGUUCUCCAUGGUCACAGAUCACGUCUUCGACAAUGUGCCCACGUCCGAAGUGAGAGUCAAGGAUAUCAAGAUCCACCUCUCAUCAUCCGACCUCACCCAAGCGUCGGCGGACCACCCAUUCUCAGCAUGGGCCCAAUUCGACCUGGCACUCACGCAGCCCAGCCCCACGCAAGACGAUCCCGUCGCCGCCUCUACAACCAAACAAGUGCGCUACGGCCUCGAUCGCGCCGUGUACUUUGUGACGGCGCACCCGUGCCGUCUCCCACACGGCCACGCCACAUUCAAACCGGGCACUCUGGACUUUGAACACGAGCAACAACACCCUCACCACAAGCCCGGCGUGGCAGAACACAUCCCCGCGCACCCACUGCACAAGACGUUCAAGUUCGUGGUGAAGUCGCUCGCGGAUCUGGUGCAGAAUCCGACCGUCGAGCCCCCGAACCCGACGAACCACGAUGACCCGGUUUGGAUCGUCGACGCGAGAGGCCAUGGCUCUGCGGGUGGUGGUCAUGGCCAUCCACCGCUGAGUUCCAACCCGUCGACCACGUCCACACUCACCACGGCCGCCACGACCACCACUUCGGAAGGUGCCGCAUCUGGCACGAACACGGACACGGACGCGGGCAUUGGCGUGGCGAUAAGUUCGCCGACAGUCAACAACAAGGACACUCCAAACUCGGCGACGAACGAUCCCGCGAACUUGGAGAAGUGGCUUUACGAAUCCACCGAUCCGCAGCUGUGGGAGAAAGACAUCCUCGUGAGGGCGUGGUGUGCCGAGAAGGGCAGGAACGCAAUCAUCGCGCGCAGUGGGAGGACGUGUUUGAGCUGUGCGAUUCGCGAGGCGAGGGCGUUGGAGGUGGCCAUCGUGGUGAGGGUAGGGAUUAGGGAGCGACCGAGCGCGAGCGAGUGA
Messenger RNA from Cladophialophora carrionii CBS 160.54, 3375 nucleotides. RefSeq lists its product as uncharacterized. The transcript has 3 exons. The coding region runs from base 1 to 3375 and encodes 1124 amino acids. The record is from RefSeq and is a predicted model, not a curated record. Lineage: Eukaryota; Fungi; Ascomycota; Eurotiomycetes; Chaetothyriales; Herpotrichiellaceae.